This is a messenger RNA of Zea mays, 1750 nucleotides long. RefSeq lists its product as uncharacterized. Gene Ontology annotation, biological process: protein phosphorylation. The record is from RefSeq and is marked validated. Gene Ontology annotation, molecular function: protein kinase activity; ATP binding. Lineage: Eukaryota; Viridiplantae; Streptophyta; Magnoliopsida; Poales; Poaceae.
GUCUGCUCCUGCGGAGGAGAGGUGCGCGAGACGAGAGACGCGGGAAGGAGAGGGACGGAGGCGGGGAGGAGUAGUGGUGAAGUCAAUGCCGCCGCCAUCGCCGCUCCUCCGUUCCUCCGCCUUCGUCGUCUUGCUGCUCCUGGUGUGUCGCCCGUUGUUGGUCGCCAAUGGGAGGGCCACGCCGCCUUCUCCGGGAUGGCCACCGGCGGCUCAGCCCGCGCUGCAGCCUGCACCCACCGCCAGCGGCGGCGUGGCCUCCGUGCUUCCUUCGGCCGUGGCGCCUCCUCCCUUAGGUGUGGUUGUGGCGGAGAGGCACCACCACCUCAGCAGGGAGCUCGUCGCUGCCAUUAUCCUCUCAUCCGUCGCCAGCGUCGUGAUCCCCAUUGCCGCGCUGUAUGCCUUCUUGCUGUGGCGACGAUCACGGCGAGCCCUGGUGGAUUCCAAGGACACCCAGAGCAUAGAUACCGCAAGGAUUGCUUUUGCGCCGAUGUUGAACAGCUUUGGCUCGUACAAGACUACCAAGAAGAGUGCCGCGGCGAUGAUGGAUUACACAUCUUUGGAGGCAGCGACAGAAAACUUCAGUGAGAGCAAUGUCCUUGGAUUUGGUGGGUUUGGGUCUGUGUACAAAGCCAAUUUUGAUGGGAGGUUUGCUGCUGCGGUGAAGAGACUGGAUGGUGGGGCACAUGAUUGCAAGAAGGAAUUCGAGAAUGAGCUAGACUUGCUUGGGAAGAUUCGACAUCCGAACAUCGUGUCCCUUGUGGGCUUCUGCAUUCAUGAGGAGAACCGUUUCGUUGUUUAUGAGCUGAUGGAGAGUGGGUCGUUGGAUUCGCAACUUCAUGGGCCAUCACAUGGUUCAGCUCUGAGCUGGCAUAUUCGGAUGAAGAUUGCUCUCGACACAGCAAGGGGAUUAGAGUACCUGCAUGAGCACUGCAACCCACCGGUUAUCCAUAGGGAUCUUAAGUCAUCUAACAUACUUUUAGAUUCAGACUUCAGCGCUAAGAUUUCAGACUUUGGCCUGGCAGUGACUAGUGGGAAUCACAGCAAAGGGAAUUUAAAGCUUUCUGGGACUAUGGGCUAUGUGGCUCCUGAGUACUUAUUAGAUGGGAAGCUGACUGAGAAGAGCGAUGUAUACGCGUUUGGGGUAGUACUUCUAGAACUCCUGCUGGGAAGGAAACCUGUCGAGAAGAUGGCACAAUCUCAGUGCCGAUCAAUCGUUACAUGGGCCAUGCCUCAGCUAACUGAUAGAUCCAAGCUCCCGAACAUAAUUGAUCCCAUGAUCAAGAACACAAUGGAUCUGAAACACUUGUACCAAGUUGCUGCAGUGGCCGUGCUCUGCGUGCAGCCAGAGCCGAGUUACAGGCCACUGAUCACCGACGUGCUUCACUCACUGGUACCUCUAGUGCCCACGGAGCUUGGAGGAACGCUGAGGAUCGGCCCGGAAUCGCCCUACCUACGCUACUAAGAAGCAGUCUCCCAUUUGAGUCGAAUGAAACUAUCUCUCAUGGAGUUUGGAAUUGCUGGUUCAGUAUGGCUCGUCCAAGUGUGGUCCAGAUAAGUUAUGAGGUCGACCACGAGGGUUAUUGCUCCUUGCUUUGCAUUGCCUUCCUUCCAUGGUGUUUUGUCUUGAGUGCCAAUCCGAGACAUGUCGGAGUGAAUUGGCACGGUUUUUGGAUUUGUGGAGGAGGGCUAUGUAUUUCUUUUGGCUAUAUAAGAAAGUAAAAAAAAAAAAAGAAGCCCCCGUAUGGUUCUG